AGGCGGCGCGGCGACGGGGCCGGCGGGAACUCCAUUUCCCAGAGGCACGCUGCGUCCCGCCUCGCCGCGCCCCGCCCCGGGCGGCCGUCGGCGGGGCUCGCCGGGCGCCGUGAGUCAGUGCCCAGUAAACAUUGGCGUGAGCCGCGCCGGCUCCGCCAUGGUGGCGGCGCCGUGAGGGCGGAGGGGCGGCGCGGCAGGGCGGGCUGGGCCGGGCCCGUCGGCGGGGCCGCUAUGGACGAGCUCAAGCACCAGGUGAUGAUCAACCAGUUCGUGCUGGCGGCCGGGUGCGCCGCCGACCAGGCCAAGCAGCUACUGCAGGCGGCCCAUUGGCAGUUCGAGACUGCUCUCAGUGCUUUUUUCCAAGAAACAAACAUCCCCUACAGCCACCACCAUCAGAUGAUGUGCACUCCCGCCAACACGCCGGCCACGCCACCCAACUUCCCUGACGCCCUCACCAUGUUCUCCCGCCUCAAGGCCUCCGAGAGCUUCAACAGCAGCAGCCCUGUGGCCUCCAUGGCAACUUCCCCACCGCCCCCGGCCCCACCGCUGCCCCAGCACGGGGCCUUCAACCCAGCCUGGCCCACAGCUUCGCCCCCUGGCCAGCAGCAGAGCAUGUGGACUCCGGCCCCGCCGGUGCAGCCUGCGGGUUGGCCAGCUGCUGUCUCGCAGCAGGCCACAGCAGAACAGAAGGCCAACGUGACCAUGGAGGCAGAGAGAUGAGGCUGCAGCAGAGAGCAAACACAGCAGGGACCCCUGCAUAUAAAUAUUUUUUUUCCCCCCACCCCCCUCUCCCCAAAGAGGAGAGGAACUCUGCUGCCAGGGCAUCUGGCAGGCACCAAGACACAUGAGCAAAUAGCUGCCUUGCAUGGGUUUGGUUUGAAGUAGUUUUUACUUGUCCUUGAGCUGAACAGAGAUCCCCAGAGACAGCAGGAGGCUACGUGGGACAUGCCACCGGUGCUGGCCUCUGCCUGGGACCUGGCCGCUGCUGGGCUUUUAGGGAGGGAGCACCCCCUCCUCUCUUGGGACACCGGAGUUUGCAUGCAAGUGACAUUUACAGAGGAGGUCCCUUCUUCAAGGUCCCCUGGGCCACCCCACCAGGCAGAAUGGUUGUGCCUGAAUAUUUCCUCCCCUCCCUCAGCCCCACUCACCUGGGUGGGGUGAGACACCCCACACAUCUUUUUUAUAAGGGUCUCACUUGGUGGAGAGCAAGGACUGUUCCUGCUUGGCUGCAGCCUCCACCCCACAUGUGCCGUGCUCGCUGGUGAGCAGGGCUGGGGGAUGCUGGCUCCUGGGGAGGUACCUGGCCCCUCGCCCAGCCCUGGUGAUGGGGAGGCUCACGGGGUGAGCCAUGGGUGGCCCGGCUGGGCCAGCACACCCUUCCCUUGCCCUCCUAGGAUGGGGAUUGCCCUGGGGCUGUUUGCAUGACACAGUGUAACCCUAGAGACUGGGAUUGUUUUUAACCCCUCUGUUCUUUUCUCCUGGCGGCUGGAAGUCUCUCUGGACACGCUGCAGCCGCUUGCAAUACAUGCUGUUCUGCUUUGAA
Phalacrocorax carbo (great cormorant) is the source of this 1543-nucleotide messenger RNA. The record is from RefSeq and is a predicted model, not a curated record. NCBI's taxonomy places the organism in Eukaryota, Metazoa, Chordata, Aves, Suliformes, Phalacrocoracidae.